This is a messenger RNA of Gastrolobium bilobum, 1716 nucleotides long. Its product is annotated as replication protein A 70 kDa DNA-binding subunit B-like. NCBI's taxonomy places the organism in Eukaryota, Viridiplantae, Streptophyta, Magnoliopsida, Fabales, Fabaceae. The coding region runs from base 1 to 1716 and encodes 571 amino acids. The record is from RefSeq and is a predicted model, not a curated record. Gene Ontology annotation, molecular function: DNA binding. Gene Ontology annotation, biological process: DNA recombination; DNA replication; DNA repair. Gene Ontology annotation, cellular component: nucleus. The transcript is spliced from 11 exons.
AUGGCUGCAAAAGUUGAUGUUAUCCGUGAUUUGACCCCAUCGAAAGAGCAAUGGAGAAUCAAAGUCAGGGUUAUCAGAUUGUGGAGGCAACCGAACUUUCAUCGACCGGAGAUGGGCGAAAAUGUGGAGAUGGUUCUAAUUGAUGAUCAUGGUGGCAAGAUUCAGGCUACUGUCCGCGGGUCAUUGAGGAUAAGAGAUCAAUUAGCAGAAGGUGGAAUGUAUGUCAUACGUAAUUUUGGUGUUGGCCUUAAUAAUGACAAAUUUAAGCCAACACAACAUGAGUAUAGGCUUACUUUCAAUUUGAGAACUGUUGUGACACCGAUUGUUGAUGCCAUUCUUCCUAUUAACGGUUUUUCAUUCAUGGAAUUCGAGGAUAUUGAAAGCUAUCCUAAUGACACGGCAUGUUUAGUAGACGUUAUUGGAUUUCUCUGCGGAAUUGGUGACUCUAAGGAACACAUGGUAUCUGGAAAGAGGACAAAGAUGAUAGCUAUUGAGCUCGACAAUCUUAGGGGAGGGAGACUUAAUUGUUCUUUAUGGGAGAGCUAUGCAGAAGAGCUUAUUAAAUAUAAUAGUGAAAAUUCAAACAAGCAAACGAUCAUCAUCGUUCAGUUUGCUCGAAUGAAAAAGUUUAUGGGUAAAAUGGGAUUGUCUAAUACAAAAUUUGCUACAAGACUACUUUUCAAUGAGGAUUGUGCUGAGGUUGAAGCAUUCAGAUCUAGAUUUCCUGAUGCACAGUCAGACAGUGCACAGAAACUAAUGCAGCAUUCAACCCAAUCAAUUAAUUCACAAUCAGCUGGUUUUUGGAAAGAAUCAGCAGCAAAAUUUAUUUGUGACAUCAAGGAUUGUAAGGAGGCUAUGACAUGUGUUACGUAUGGCACAAUCAAGGGCAUUGAAUCUGCUUUUAAUUGGUGGUACAAAGGCUGUAAAAAAUGUACACAUUCAGUCUUUGAAGAUUUUGGAAAGUGGUAUUGCAGAAAUUGUGACAUUCAUCUGCCUACUUAUCAUCCAAAGUUCCGUUUGCAAGUAAGGGUUGUUGAUGGCACAGACUCUGCUUCGUUUGUUUUGUUUGACAAAGAUACAACAAAUUUAUUAUGCCUUUCAGCUGCUGAAUUGUGUGAACAACAUUUUCAGAGGGGUGGUGACUUGGACAAAUACCCUCAAGAGAUUGAUGCUCUGAUCGAAAACUCAUAUCUUUUUAAGAUUAAUGUCAAGAAAACUAAUAUUGAUUCUUAUGAGGAAAGUGCUUACCAAGUGAGCAGGGUUUGCUCCGAUGAGGACAUAAUUCAAUCAUUCCUCAACGGUCAAAUGGAUGGACAUGGAUCAGUGCAUGAUGAACAACUUGGUGUACUUGAAAACACUGUUAGCCAAGUAGGGGAGAAUUCAUCUACUGUUCAAAAGACUUUGCAAUUCAACGAAGAACAUGAAGACAAUGAUUAUUUGGAUGUAACUCCUACCAGCAAACUUUCUGAUACUUAUCAUACAAAAAAAGUUGAUGAUGCAAAUAUGGUUUUGGAUUUGGUGGCAGUAACUCCUCCUACCAAACAAUUAGACUUAAGGAAGACAAAAGCAGUUGAAGAUGCAAAUUUGGGUACUAAUUUGCUGCCAGAAAAUCCUGCCAACAUAUUUGCAGAUACAGAAAGCGAAAAACCAGUGGGGGUUGCGGAUUUGGUUCCAUGUUUGAGACCAACUAAGGCCAUAAAGAUUGAGAAGGAUUGA